This is a messenger RNA of Neofelis nebulosa (Clouded leopard), 5572 nucleotides long. RefSeq names its product NIMA related kinase 10 (gene NEK10). Gene Ontology annotation, molecular function: protein serine/threonine kinase activity; ATP binding. The record is from RefSeq and is a predicted model, not a curated record. NCBI's taxonomy places the organism in Eukaryota, Metazoa, Chordata, Mammalia, Carnivora, Felidae. Bases 244 to 3765 code for a protein of 1173 amino acids. The transcript is spliced from 38 exons. Gene Ontology annotation, biological process: protein phosphorylation.
UUGGCUCAGCCGGCGCCGGUUGGUGGCCUAAAGCGGGAUUUGAUUGUGCCAACGGUGCGGCCGGCGGUGCAGUCCCCGGGGUGGAGGGGACCGGCGGUGGGCGGGGCGGGCCACCCCCCGAUCCGGAGCCGCCGGUGGCAGCAGCAGGGACGAUGAGGAAGAGGACUUAGAAACUGGCCUACAGGAGGGACGCUCCCUCAGGCGCGGAAUGCCAUGUUAAUUCUGGGGCAUUGAUGUUUUACAAUGCCUGAUCAAGACAAAAAGGCGAAGACCACAGAAAAAUCAACUGAUAAAAAACAACAAGGAGUCACCACCAGGGACUAUUCAGAUCUUAAAAGACUUCGUUGCCUUUUGAACGUUCAAUCAAGCAAACAACAGCUUCCAGCCAUUAACUUCGAUAGUGCCCAAAAUAGCAUGACGAAGUCUGAGCCUGCCAUCAAGGUGGGUGGACACAGAACCCGAGGUCAGUGGCAUGAGUCCACAGAAGCUGUUGAACUUGAAAAUUUUAGUAUAAACUACAAGAAUGAGAGAAACUUCAGUAAACAUCCGCAGCAUAAACUGUUUCAGGAGAUCUUUACAGCCUUGGUGAAAAAUAGACUCAUAUGCAGAGAGUGGGUUAAUCGAGCCCCAUCUAUUCACUUUCUGAGAGUAUUAAUCUGUCUGAGACUACUAAUGAGGGAUCCAUGUUAUCAGGAGAUACUCCAUAGCUUGGGCGGGAUUGAAAACCUAGCGCAGUACAUGGAGAUCGUGGCCAAUGAGUAUCUCGGCUAUGGGGAAGACCAGCACAGUGUGGACAAGCUGGUCAAUAUGACAUAUAUUUUUCAAAAACUUGCUGCUGUCAAAGACCAAAGAGAAUGGGUCACCACAAGUGGAGCCCACAAGACAUUAGUAAAUUUACUUGGUGCCCGAGAUACUAAUGUUUUGCUGGGUGCCCUUCUGGCUCUGGCUAGUUUAGCUGAAAGUCCAGAAUGUAGGGAGAAGAUAAGUGAACUCAACAUUGUAGAAAAUCUGCUGAUGAUUUUACAUGAAUAUGACUUGCUUUCCAAAAGAUUAACCGCAGAGUUACUGCGCCUACUUUGUGCCGAACCCCAGGUAAAGGAGCAGGUGAAGCUCUAUGAGGGGGUACCCGUCCUCCUCAGCCUGCUCCACUCGGACCACCUGAAGCUGCUCUGGAGUGUUGUCUGGAUUCUGGUUCAGGUUUGUGAGGACCCUGAGACCAGUGUGGAAAUUCGCAUUUGGGGAGGCAUCAAGCAGCUUCUUCAUAUUUUACGAGGAGACAGAAAUUUUGUUUCUGAUCGUUCUUCCAUCGGCAGCCUGUCGAGUGCAAAUGCGGCAGGCAGAAUCCAGCAGCUUCAUUUGUCAGAAGACCUAAGCCCUCGGGAAAUACAAGAAAAUACUUUUUCUCUUCAAGCAGCCUGCUGUGCUGCCCUCACCGAGCUGGUGCUGAACGACACCAACGCCCAUCAGGUGGUCCAGGAAAAUGGUAUAUAUACAAUAGCAAAGUUAAUUUUACCAAACAAACAAAAGAAUGCAGCAAAAACUAAUCUGUUACAGUGUUACGCGUUCAGAGCAUUGAGGUUUCUAUUCAGUAUGGAAAGAAACAGACCACUCUUUAAAAGGCUUUUUCCCACCGACCUGUUUGAGAUCUUCAUCGAUAUAGGACAUUAUGUUCGUGAUAUCAGUGCUUAUGAAGAAUUGGUAUCCAAGUUGAAUUUGUUAGUGGAUGAUGAACUGAAGCAAAUUGCUGAAAAUAUUGAAAGCAUCAAUCAGAAUAAAGCUCCUUUGAAAUACAUAGGCAACUAUGCAGUUCUGGAUCAUCUUGGAAGUGGGGCUUUCGGCUGUGUUUACAAGGUUAGAAAGCGUAGUGGUCAAAAUCUUUUGGCAAUGAAAGAGGUCAAUUUACAUAACCCAGCAUUUGGAAAGGAUAAAAAAGAUCGAGACAGCAGUGUAAAGAAUAUUGUUUCUGAAUUAACCAUAAUUAAAGAGCAGCUCUAUCAUCCCAAUGUUGUACGCUAUUACAAAACAUUUCUGGAAAAUGAUAGGUUGUAUAUAGUUAUGGAGCUGAUAGAAGGGGCCCCUCUUGGAGAGCAUUUCAGUUCUUUGAAGGAAAAACAGCAUCAUUUUAUUGAAGAAAGACUAUGGAAAAUAUUUAUACAGCUGUGCUUAGCUCUUCGGUACUUACACAAGGAAAAGAGGAUUGUCCACAGAGAUCUAACGCCAAACAACAUUAUGUUGGGGGAUAAGGACAAAGUAACAGUGACUGACUUUGGGCUGGCAAAGCAAAAACAAGAAAACAGUAAACUAACAUCUGUUGUUGGAACAAUCCUGUAUUCCUGCCCUGAGGUACUGAAGAGCGAGCCGUAUGGGGAGAAGGCUGAUGUCUGGGCGGCAGGCUGCAUCCUUUAUCAGAUGGCAACUCUGAAUCCUCCCUUCUACAGCACCAACAUGCUCUCCCUGGCUACAAAAAUAGUGCAGGCGGUAUAUGAACCAGUGCCAGAAGGCACCUACUCUGAGAAAGUGACAGAUACCAUCAGCAGGUGCCUCACUCCUGAUGCAGAAGCCCGCCCAGAUAUUGUAGAAGUCAGCUCGAUGAUAUCAGAUGUCAUGAUGAAGUAUUUAGACAACUUAUCUACAUCCCAGCUGGCUUUGGAGAAGAAGCUGGAACGGGAACGGAAGCGCACGCAGAGGUACUUUAUGGAAGCCAAUCGGAAUGCUGUCACAUGUCACCAGGAGCUGGCUCUGUUAUCUCAUGACACCUUUGAGAAGGCAAGCUUGAGUAGCAGUAGCAGUGGAGGCACCAGCCUGAAGAGCGAACUUUCAGAAAGCGUGGACCUGCCCCCCGAGGGCUUCCAGGCCCCCUGCGGGAAGGAUGAAGACAGGGCCUGUGAUGAAAUCCUGUCCGAGGAGACCUUCAACUUGGAAAAUAUUGACAAAGACAUGUACUCAGAGCUAGAUGAGGAAUUGGACAUUUCGGACAACUCCAGCAGCUCCAGUUCGAGCCCUGUGAAAGAAUCUACAUUCAGCAUUUUAAAGAGAAGUUUUAGUGCUUCGGGAGGAGAAAGACAAUCCCAAACAAGGGACUUCACUGGUGGAAUAGGAUCCAGACCAAGACCAGCUUUGCUGCCUCUUGACCUGCUUCUGAAAGUACCACCCCUCAUGCUCAGGGCCCACGUUAAGGAGCUAGAGGCCGAGUUAGUGACGGGGUGGCAGUCCCAUAGCCUUCCCGCUGUGAUUCUUCGCAAUCUCAGAGAUCAUGGGCCACAGAUGAGCACAUUCUUGUGGCAAGCAUCUGCAGGGAUUGCUGUGUCCCAGAGGAAAGUACGACAGAUCAGUGAUCCUAUUCAGCAGAUCUUAAUUCAGCUGCACAAAAUCAUCUACAUCACACAGCUUCCUCCAGCUUUGCACCACAAUUUGAAAAGAAGGGUUAUAGAGAGAUUCAAGAAAUCCCUCUUCAGCCAGCAGAGUAACCCUUGCAAUUUGAAAUCUGAAAUUAAAAAGUUAUCUCAGGGAUCUCCAGAACCAAUCGAGCCCAACUUUUUCACAGUGGAUUACCAUUUAUUACGUCAUUCAUCAAGUGGAAACAGCCUGUCCCCAGAUGACCCAACAGGUCUGUGCACCAGCUUUGAUUUGGAGGAGGGAAUAACGUAUGAACAGAUGCAGACUGUGAUUGAAGAAGUCCUAGAAGAAAGUGGCUAUUACAACUUUAAAUCUAACAGAUAUCACUCCUAUCCAUGGGGGACCAAGAAUCACCCAACCAAAAGAUGAAAACCCUGCAUUUUGAACAGACUUGGUUUUCCUAGUGAAGCUCAGGUUCUGGACUUCAGCUCAACCAGAUGCCCAGGGAUUGGGAGAUGCUGAAAGGGUGUGGAAAAGAAAAGACCGAGAUGCCAUGGCACCUGGAAGGCCUCUUUCUGGAGGUCCUGUGCUAGGUUACGUGGCCGCAGCAGUGUGGGAAGGCUCUGCUCCUCGCAUCCAACAGGCACGAGAGGACAGGGCUCUCGGCGUGCUGCUGGGAGAAAAUGCUGCAAAAUUCAUCUGUGGGAAGAAAACUCGCUCCUCACAGAACUUUUCCUCCACGUUAAAAAACAAGAGAAAACAAAACAAACACACAAAAAGUCAUAUUUUUCAACGGGAUAUUUUAUAUUUAGAGUUGCCGAAACUACGUUUAAAGGCAUCUAGCCUUCCGUGUAUAAAAACAGUUUUAGAGAGGGAAAAUUACAGGCCCCAGAGUAAUAAUAUAUUGGGUGAUUCACUGUAUUCCCCCAUUGUUUUUUAUUUUAAAAGAAAUUCAAAAUAAGUGAUUGAAUUUUAUUGUUGUUUUUGUUGUUGUUGUUUUAAGGAAAGGAUUGGUUCUCUCUUAACCACUUGGGUGCUAGUGGCCUAAAGACGGUAGACAGUAUUUGUAACCUUGCACAGCCUCUGGGACUAACUGUCAAAUUGUCAGAUGUAAGCUACACUAAUAGAAUAUGUUGCUGUACAAUGUCUAUAUACAUCUAGAAGGGGGAAGGAAGGAGAGGUUUUGAUUAGGCUAAUGCUUUGCUGCUAAUCAAACUUAUAGUGUUUUUAGAGCACUUUGAAGACUUCAUGGAAUCUAUGAAAGAGAUGCAAUAUUCCUUAUUCUAAUUCCCUUCUUACUAAAAUUAGCCCCAUUGUUUUAUAGUGUUUAUUAUUUGAGAAUUUGAAAUGAAAAUAAGCUAUAUAACGAAAUAUAAGUCCCUUCUUUAUUCACCGAGACAUCCCUAAAAACAUAAGAAAUCAGAACACCAAAUAGUGUUUCGUUCCUUUGUAGGGAGACUUGACGAUGAAAAUUCUCUAGAUUCUUAUUGGGCUAAAAUCUCUUCAACUGGCUUCUGUUCACUGGUGGAUCACCAAGACGUGCCCUUAUUGCCAAGUCAGACUGCACUUCUAACUGCUUAACGGGCAUUCUAAUUCUAUAUAAUUAGUCAUCUGGAAGCUGGAAUUCUGCUUUUUAUUUACUUCUCACUGAGUUCUGGUAUCUUUAUUUACACUGAUAUAUUUUUAGCAUCAUUGAACAGGAUUUAGUUCAACAUAUUUUACAGUGACUGAAACCUAAGAACCUUUUGUAUAGUAUGGAAAAUCUCGUAAUGUGAAUCCGUACUAUUUUUACAAUUUGUACAUCCAAAACUUAAAAGAUAUCCAAAUGUCCUUUAACUAAUGCCUUUGAAAAUUGCCAACGAAUCUUUGUCUUUAAGCCAAAUUAAUGAUUACAAAUACACUGUAAUUUUAAAUAACAGAUGCAAUUACAGUAAUGAAAAAUGUCAGUUUCAGCCUUCAAACCAAUUCCAUCCAUAUGUGAAAUUUAUGUGUAAAAUUAAAAUGCUAUGAUUUUGUUGACUUACCCAGGUAAAAUUUUAUUUCCAUCCCAACUGAAUUUGAACUUGCACUAUUAUUUUUUAUAUCUGUUCCUGUAUGGAAUGGGCACGUUUCCUCACUGUGUAGGAGGCACAGGCCCACAGGGGCAUAAAUUGUAAUUGUGAUAGAAGCCAACACCUGGAAAGAAACCAAGCUGUGGGUGAAAGUUUGAACAAUAAAGUUCUUUCUCAAAUGAUAA